Chironomus riparius is the source of this 4452-nucleotide messenger RNA. The record is from the annotation of a GenBank genome assembly. Lineage: Eukaryota; Metazoa; Arthropoda; Insecta; Diptera; Chironomidae.
AUGAAUAACUCAUCUUCUUGGAACUGUUUUAUAUGGAAUCGGAGAGAUGAAAAUUCAAAUAAAGAUGGCUUGCAAAAGAAAACACCGAAGAAGCAACAUCAAAAAGACGGGAUUCCUGAUGAGCAGUUUGCCAAUUUGCUUGGAGGCUCAACUCCAAAUAACUAUGAUUCUAUUUCGUACCAAGAUGCCAACCUAUCAACAUGUCGGGAUCUUCAUAAAGGCAUUCUUAACAAGGAUCAAGAAGAUGAGAUGUUCGUAUAUGGAUAUAAGAAAUCAACAUUUCGUUCCUUUUUAUGUUACUUAUGCAUUGGCCUAACAUUAGGCCUUAUGCGAUUAGUUAUGCAUUGGUGGAGUCACUGGCUACUUUUGGCGACACACAAACCAUGCUCCCUAGAACAAGCAGAAAAGGUGCUUGUGAAAGAAAAGUUUCAAGGCAAACAUGCUAUAUAUUAUGUUAAGAAUGUUGUAACAUUGACCUCAGAUAACAUCCGCGAAUCAAUAAAAAAUGCAGAUCUCAAUGAGUGUUUCAGUGAACGUUAUACAUCGAUGGACAACGAUUUUAAUAGGCAAUUGGAAAUUCAUUUAUCAGAUGGAAAAUUUCAACAGGUUGAAUCAGUUCGGUUCUUCAUCUGUAAAAAGCUUCGUUACAUUUGGCAUGUUGAUACAUCGAGUUUUGUAAAACUGAGAGGACUUGACGAAAAUGUUCCAAGUGUGACUAUUCAUAAGCAUAAAGGAAUUUCAGACUUGACAAGAAGUAUUCGACGAUUGGUUUAUGGAGAUAACAAAAUUGAUAUUGCAAUCAAGAGCUGGGUAGAAUUAUUAUUCCUUGAAGCAUUAAAUCCAUUUUAUGUCUUUCAAGUGUUUUCUGUCAUUUUGUGGUUUUCGUACAACUAUUACUACUAUGCAUGCGUCAUCAUCCUUAUGACAGCAUUCGGUAUAUUCUUCUCAAUACGUCAAACAUUAAAGAAUCAAAAAGCAUUAUAUGCGACAGUCUUCAGCAUUGAUACAGCAACUGUCGUAAAAGAAGACAAGAGUCCAGUUGUUAUGGAUACAAAAUAUUUAGUUCCUGGUGAUAUUCUUAAAAUACCAUCAUCUGGCUGUACAAUGCAAUGUGACGCUGUUUUAUUAUCGGGUAAUUGUAUCUUGGAUGAAUCAAUGUUAACAGGCGAAAGUGUUCCUGUAACAAAAACUCCUCUGCCAUGCAAAAAAGACUUGAUAUAUGACAUGAAGGAACACGCACGACAUACGCUAUUUAGUGGAACUAAAAUCAUUCAAACACGCUAUAUUGGUUCUGAGCAAGUCCUUGCUGUUGUUAUUAAUACGGGAAAUAUUACUGCCAAAGGUGCUCUCAUUAGAUCAAUUUUAUAUCCACCACCUGUUGAUUACAAGUUCGAACAAGACUCUUAUAAAUUUGUUGCGCUUCUCGCCUCUGUUGCUUUCGUCGGUUUUCUUUACACUGUCGUCACGAAGGUUUUCCGUGGAGUUGGCGCUUUGAAAAUUGCUGUAGAGAGUUUAGAUUUAAUAACUAUUGCCGUUCCACCAGCAUUGCCAGCUGCAAUGUCUGUUGGACGAAUGUACGCACAAAAGCGCUUAGAGAAGAAAAAUAUAUUUUGCAUUGCCCCGCGAUCUAUAAACGUAUCAGGCUCAAUAGAUUGCGUUUGUUUUGACAAGACAGGGACAUUAACAGAAGAUGGAUUGGAUAUGUACGGUGUUGUGCCUAAAACAGCAACAAAUUCCUUACAAAUCCCACUGAAACAAAUUGACAGAUUACCAUUUGAUCAUUUACUUUAUGGUAUGGUUACAUGCCAUUCGAUAACUUUAAUGAAUGGGGAAAUGAAAGGAGAUCCAUUGGAUUUAAAAAUGUUUGAAUCAACUGGCUGGAAAUUAGAGGAAGCGAAUGUUUCUGACGAUACAAAGUAUGAUUUAUUAUUUCCAACUGUUGUUAAGCCACCGACUAAUAAUUCAAAGGGCUCACAGCCACAUUUACUAAUGCAAAGUCCGCCGUCUGAAACACAGCUUGAUAAUUUGGACAUUAACUCGCAUGACAUUGGUAUUGUUCGUGAGUUUUCAUUCACGAGUAGUUUGCAGCGAAUGGCUGUAAUUACACGUAAGCUCACUGAUAGACAUUUUAAUGUUUAUUGUAAAGGAUCACCGGAAAUGAUAGCGACAUUAUGUCGUCAAGAUACACUCCCGUCAGAUUUCAACGAGAAAUUAAAUUAUUAUGCUCAACAAGGAUAUCGUAUAAUUGCUAUGGCAUACAAACCGCUGGAGAAGAAGUUGACCUAUCCAAAAAUUCAGCGAAUUUCACGAGACAAAGUUGAAGCUGAUUUGGAAUUUUUGGGUUUUGUCAUUUUGGAGAAUCGAUUAAAACCAGAUUCAGAGAAAGUUAUUAAAAUCUUAAAUGACGCUUGCAUUCGAACAGUAAUGAUUACAGGCGACAAUAUUUUGACAGCUGUGAGUGUGGCGAAGGAUUGUGACAUGAUACUCGAAGAUCAAAGCAUCAUAAUCGUAAAUUCUCGAUGGAUAACUGACGAUGAAGCAGAACUCUUUUAUACACUUGAAGGACAUUCCACAUCGGCAACAGCAACAAAUAAUAUGAACAUGGUGAAAACGCCGGCAUCAAUUGAUUUUGUUGAUGCGGGUUCAGGCGAUGGAAAGUAUAAGAUUAUGACAAAUAGUAAUAGUGCGAGCAGUUUGGCAACGGUCGAAACAAAUACAUUUUCAAAUAAUCUUCAACGUGAUGCUGAGAAAGGCGGACCAUUAACAUUCAAUACGAAGAAAAGGAAUUUCUUUUCAAAUGACAAUAAUGAUAAUGAUUAUCGUUUAGCACCGGAAUUGCCAUCAAAUCGAUAUCGUUUUGCUAUGGACGGUAAAACAUGGGCAAUCGUUCGUGAAUAUUAUCCAGAUUUAUUACCCAAGUUUGUGACACGUGGAACGAUUUUUGCUCGAAUGAGUCCCGAUCAAAAAAUGCAAUUAGUCACAGAACUACAAGACCUCGGAUAUUAUGUAGCCAUGUGCGGUGACGGAGCUAACGAUUGCGGUGCUUUAAAAGUAGCUCACGCUGGAAUUUCUUUAUCUGAUGCUGAAAGUUCUGUUGCAUCACCAUUUACCUCAAGAGAUCGUACUAUUAAUUGUGUCCCGGCAAUUAUCCGUGAAGGACGAACGGCUCUGGUGACUUCAUUUGGAAUUUUCAAAUAUAUGGCUGCUUACUCAUUGGUUCAAUUUACAUCAGUCAUUAUUCUCUAUGGAAUUGAUUCAAAUUUAACGGAUAUGCAAUUUCUGUACAUAGAUUUAUGUAUGAUAUCAGUGUUUGCAUUUUUCUUUGGAAAAACGGAAUCGUUUGAAGGACCUUUAGUGAAACAAACCCCAUUAAAUUCAUUAGUAGCUUUAAGUCCCGUUGUGUCAUUAAUGCUUCAUCUUAUUGCAUCAAUUGGUAUUCAAAUUUUCGGAUGGCUUCAUGUCCAAACAUACGAUUGGUUUGUGCCAUUUGAGUAUGAGGAGACAGGAUCAAUUAAUGUUGAAUCAUUGGGAUGUCAUCAGAAUUACACAAUCUUUGUUAUAUCAUGUUUCCAGUACAUAACAUUAGCUAUUGUCUUUAGUAAAGGCGCACCAUAUCGCAAGACAAUAUUCUCAAAUCGUGGAUUUUUGAUAGCUCUCGUAAUCAACUUAUUAAUCACAUGCUAUUUAGGAUUAUAUCCUGCAAAUUGGACAAUUAGUUUUAUGCAAAUGGUAGCACCUCCUAAAGACGUUCUUUUGAGUUUUGGAAUAAUUUUGGUAUCAAUUGGAGCUAUUAACUUUAUUAUUGGAAUCUUCAUUGAAGAAGUAAUUGUUGAAUACAUAUUAUUUAGGAAACUACGCUAUCGAUUUCAUAACAUAGAGAAAUCACAUAAGAAGUUCCUUUCAAUUGAGAACUAUCUACGAUUAAAUACAAAAUGGCCAACCUUGAGCUUAUAUAAUAAUCAAGAAAAUAAUUCACCAUCAGAUGAUGAUAGUAAGAAUCAAGGUGGAAAUAGUGGAGCGAGUAAAGGUGCAUCUACUGGACAUGAUGAUGAUGACGAAGACACUUCUCCAAUGAGCUAUGCUGAAAUUUCGAUUGAACCCGUUGAAGACGAUGCAGUUGUCUUUGAUCGCAAUAGCUCAAUUUUGAAUAGUUUCUUCGAGCGUGAACGACAGCGAUUAGCAUCAAUUAAUCGUGGAACUGAUCAAAAAAAUGUUGAUGAUAAUGACAAUGUUUUCGGAAAUGCGGUGAACAACGACAAUUUACCGAUUCGUAGAAAGAAUGAACAAUUAAAGAGAGAAUAUUUAGAGCUGAAAAUUGCAGAUCCUGCGAAGCCAUUUGCUAAUGACUUCAUGGAAGGGUCAUUCAUGAGCACAAGUGAUAAUAGUAAUAAUAAGCAAGAAGAAGAGAAGAAAGAUGUAGAACUACACAAUAUGCCCUCAUCAAAAACAUGA